UCGUGAUUAUCUUUAUGUUAGCAUCUGAUUGUCACAAUAAAACCAAAUAAAAUAGAUCAUCAUAUCUGUCAAGCGUACCGUGAUCGUAUUUGUACUAACAGGAUAUGAACUGUUAGGAAAAAUUACGAAUAAUUGUUUUUUUAAUGAGUGAAUCAUAGUUUAAAUUUCAGAUACCGCUACGUUGUGCACAUAAUAAAAUAUAUUACAUAACAAUUCAUCUCUUAGAUUGAAGUAGAUUAAACAAAUGUCACCAAAACGAGUGCUGAUUGUCAAUGGAUCCUAUCCCGUUGCCGGCUUGGACAUAUUCAAAAAGAACAAUGUAGAGACAGAAGUGUUUCCUCAUAUGGACUAUGAGCAGGAUUUUAUGGAAGUUCUGAAGCUGAAUCUUAACGGAUACGAUGGUUUGAUCUGGAAUACGAGGCACCGACUCACCGCUGAGAUCCUCGAUUUGGCGGGUCCUCAAUUAAAAGCCGUAUCGGCAAUGGCGUCCGGUAUAGAUAACUUCGACCUGGACGAAUUGAAAAAACGGGGUAUACCGCUGGGCAAUACUCCUAAUGUCUUGAACAACGCUGUAGCCGACAUCGCUGUGGGUCUCAUCAUAUCUGCCGCUCGGAAGUUUAAAGAAGGCGUUUCAAUGAUUGAAAGAAACGAGUGGAAGUUCGGCGUUCAAUGGAUAUUAGGACAGGAUAUCGCGGGCAGCACCGUUGGUGUCAUCGGCCUGGGUGGUAUUGGACAAGCCGUCGUCAGAAGACUGAAAGGUUUCGACGUGUCGAGGUUCUUAUACUGCGGGAGAUCUGAUAAACCUGAAGCGAAGUUAUUAGGGGUGGAGCGUGUGCCACUACAAGAACUGCUGGGGGAGAGUGACUUCGUUGUGCUAGUUUGUCCGUUGACGAAUGAAACUAGACAUUUAAUCAACGCUGACACAUUGAAGAUGAUGAAGAAGAACGCUGUAUUAGUUAACAUCGCACGAGGAGAGAUAAUAGAUCAUGUUGCACUUUACGAAGCGUUGAAGAACGAGCAGAUAUUCGCUGCCGGACUGGACGUGGUGUCCCCGGAGCCGAUCCCCGCAGACCAUCCCUUGCUGGCCUUGCCGAACUGCUAUAUAAUACCGCAUUUAGGCAGCGCGACAAUCGAGACAAGAAACAAAAUGGCCGUCAACGCGGCGAAAAACAUUAUUUUAGCAUUCGAAGGAAAAAGUAUGUUGUACCCUACAUAUUAACGUCAUCAGCAUUUCAUAAAAAUGAUUACAAGUACAGAUAACACGUUCGUUGUAUUUAAAUUGCAUAUUAAAAUUUUUUGAGCAAAA
Molecule: messenger RNA, 1306 nt
Organism: Bombyx mori (domestic silkworm)
Lineage: Eukaryota; Metazoa; Arthropoda; Insecta; Lepidoptera; Bombycidae
Product: glyoxylate reductase/hydroxypyruvate reductase
Exons: 7
Coding region: 245-1219 (324 amino acids)
Cellular component (GO): cytosol
Molecular function (GO): hydroxypyruvate reductase (NADH) activity; NAD binding; hydroxypyruvate reductase [NAD(P)H] activity
Source: RefSeq, a predicted model, not a curated record